GGAGGGAGACCUGGCGGGCGGUGGCGAGGAAGGGAGGCGGGCACUGGAGCGGGCGCGGGAGCGGGCGCAGGCGGCUGGCCAUGAUCGCGUCGUGCCUGUGUUACCUGCUGCUGCCGGCCGCGCGCCUUUUCCGCGCCCUCUCAGAUGCUUUCUUCACAUGUCGAAAAAAUGCCUUCCUGGCGAAGAGCUCGUCCCCCCAGGUAGACGGCGACUUUGCCAUGGCCCCUCGGGGCCCCGACCAGGAGGAGUGUGAGGGCCUGCUGCAGCAGUGGCAAGAAGAAGGGUCAAGCCAGGCACUCUCAACUGUGAGCGAGGGUCUGCUUGUAGAUAAGGGAGUAGCCGAGAGCAGCCUGGCGCACCUGAUGGAUAAUCCUGGAGAACAGGAUGCUGCUUCAGAAGACAAGUGGUCCAGCAGGCAGCUGAGUGACCUGUGGGCAGCAGAGAACCUGGAGGAGCCUUUCCCUGAGGUGCUAGGAGAGGAGCCACUGCCAGAGGUCGAGGGCCCAAUGUGGGCAGAAGUCCCGGUGCAGACUGGCCCCCAGUAUGCAGACUGUGCUGUCCUCCCAGUGGGUGCCCUGGCUGCAGAGCAGUGGGAAGAGGACCCCGCAGUGGUGGCCUGGAGCAUAGCACCGGAGCCUGUGCCCCAGGAAGAGGCUCCCAUCUGGCCCUUUGAGGGCCUGGGGCAGUUGCAGCCUCCCCCAGUGGAAAUCCCAUAUCAUGAAAUCUUGUGGCGAGAAUGGGAGGAUUUCUCCACUCAGCCAGAUGCUCAGGGCCUGGAGGCGGGGGAUGGCCCUCAGUUCCAGUUCACUCUGAUGUCCUAUAACAUCCUGGCUCAGGACCUGAUGCAGCAGAGCUCAGAGCUCUAUCUGCAUUGCCAUCCAGACAUCCUCAGUUGGAACUACCGCUUUGCGAAUCUCAUGCAGGAAUUCCAGCACUGGGAUCCCGAUAUCUUGUGUCUCCAGGAAGUCCAGGAAGACCAUUACUGGCAGCAGCUGGAGCCCUCUCUGAGAAUGAUGGGCUUUACCUGUUUCUACAAGAGGAGGACCGGGUGUAAGACAGAUGGCUGUGCUGUCUGCUACAAGCCCACGCGAUUCCGUCUGCUCUGCGCCAGCCCUGUGGAGUACUUUCGGCCUGGCUUGGAGCUCCUCAAUCGGGACAAUGUGGGCUUAGUGUUGCUGCUGCAGCCACUAGUCCCAGAAGGCCUGGGGCAAGUCUCAGUGGCCCCCUUAUGUGUGGCAAAUACUCACGUCCUGUACAACCCACGUCGGGGUGAUGUCAAGCUAGCCCAGAUGGCCAUUUUCUUGGCUGAAGUGGACAAGGUGGCCAGGUUGUCAGAUGGCAGCCACUGCCCCAUCAUCUUGUGUGGGGACCUGAAUUCUGUCCCUGAUUCACCUCUUUACAACUUCAUCAGGGAUGGAGAACUCCAGUACCAUGGGAUGCCGGCCUGGAAGGUAUCUGGACAGGAAGACUUCUCCCAUCAGCUUUAUCAGAGGAAGCUGCAGGCCCCACUAUGGCCCAGCUCCCUGGGCAUCACUGAUUGCUGUCAGUAUGUCACCUCCUGUCACCCCAAGAGAUCAGAGAAACGUAAGUAUAGCCGAGACUUCCUGCUACGUUUCCGCUUCUGCAGCAUCGCCUGUCAGCGACCUGUAGGACUGGUUCUUAUGGAAGGAGUGACAGAUACUAAGCCAGAGCGACCUGCUGGCUGGGCUGAGCCUGUCGUUGAGGAAGACAUAUCUGAGCCUGAGCCUGACUUCCCCAGGACUGUAGGCACCAUCCAGCACUGCCUCCACCUGACCUCGGUAUAUACUCAUUUCCUGCCCCGGCAUGGCCGCCCAGAGGUCACCACAAUGCCCUUGGGUCUUGGAAUGACAGUAGAUUACAUCUUCUUCUCAGCUGAGUCCUGCGAGAAUGGGAACAGAGCUGAUCGCAGGCUUUGUCACGAUGGAACUCUCAAGCUCCUGGGCCGGCUCUCCCUCCUCUCUGAAGAGAUCCUCUGGGCUGCCAAUGGCUUACCCAACCCCUUCUGCUCUUCAGACCACCUCUGCCUACUGGCCAGCUUCGAGAUGGAAGUCACCGCCCUAUGACGGUCUCCCAGGGGAAGAGAGCUUCUCUUCCAGAAGAGCCACCUGGAUCAGAGACUGUGGAAAUAUCCCAUGCUUCUGGAAACUUAGCUCCAAGAAACUUACGUCCCCUCUCCUCCCCUCCCCUCCUUGUUCCCUUUCUCCCAUGGCUAGAUUUCCUCCAGGCCUGUCCACAUUCUCUGCCUGUGGUCCCUGCCCCGCCCCAGCCUCUUCCUAAACCUGUGCCACAUACUGGGUGGCCCUGGGAGAGGCGGAAGGGGGGGUUCCCCCUUCCUUCCAUGUAUCCAGCGCUCCCCCUUGAUUUUUAAUUACCAGGGUUGCGGGAGCUAUUGAUCUCAUUGCUUAUUUGUAUUCAGGCCGUUUCUUGGUGGGGUGCCUUCUGACCUGACCUUCUCCCUGCCUGAGACCCCUGGGCCCAGCCCUCUUGCCAGACACACACGCAUGAGAUGUGUGUUGUGUGUACAUCCUCUCGGGGUGGGACUGCUCUGCGUAGUCAUGCCUGUCUCUGACUAGCCCACUUUCCACAUUGGGGCUGUCAGCCUAGGGGCAGGUGGAGGGCAUGACCGGGUAGCUGUGUGCUGCCAGGCACAUGGGCACCUGGCUGCCAGCGGCAGGAGCGUGGGCCCGUCUCUCCUUUUAUCGUCUGUGUUUCGUUAGGUGUCCAUCCUGCCAACCAGGGCAUCCUCAUUGUCCGGGCUCUGGUAACAAGUGGGCCCCACGAGCUGGAGCAGCGGAUUCAGGGAUGCCCUUGACCCAGAGCUCCCCACAGGCCUGGCAUGCUUCCUCCAGGGCUCAUCCCUUUCCCCAGGCUGCCCUGUGGGAGGCCAAAGUUUGAACCCUUGUGUGGGGUCAGUGGGCAGGGGUAGUGGACUGAGGUGCCAAACUCUUUAAGCAUGAGGAGGAAGAACUGUCAGGGAGCUCCUAUCUCACUGGAGGACUGCGGCGAGGGUGGGAGUCCCAGCGGGGAGAGAGCCGGCAGGUUCUGCAGCUGCCUCAGCUGGGACACAAGACCUCAGGGACUUGUUCCCUCCCCUCUGCACAGCUAAGCUGCAGCUCUCUGAUCCUCUCCUCCCACUGCUUUUUACUCUUUGCUGCCUCCCCCAUCCCCUUCCUUUUUUCCCCUAGAAAAGCCUGGUAUUUAGCUCAGGCCAGACCUUCUCAGCAGAAAGGUGGCCCUGGGCAAAACUGGAGGUGGCGGUGCCCCACCUCCGGCAAGGCCUCGGUGGCUCAUGGCCUCUGCUUUCCCUCUCCUGGUGCAGGAGCACCCUGGGGCCUUGCCCACAUGAAUCACCUGCAUGCCUGAAUUCUGCAUCGCUGGAUGUAGCUGCUGGCCCUGCAGACUUGACUUGCUGUUGGCCCACUUGGCCUCCAGAAUGGGACUGGAGGAUAUAGCUGAGAGGCUGGAGUUCGGGACAGUUAGCUAGAGGUUAAUGUUUUCUCCUUUUUUUUUUUGAGAGCCGAAGACCCAGCUUGAAUAAUUCUGCUGCUGCGUUCAUGGUUAUAAGCUUUCCAUGCCUGGGUUCUGGGGAAUUUAUCUAUUCAUGUAUAUUUUUAAACAUUGUUUCCUGGGUACUGGGCAUGUGCCUGUCUGAGCCCCAGGCCUAUCUGUCCACACUCCACCAUCCACUCUGUUUGUCUCUCCCUGGGCAUCUCCUGAGAUGGUCUCAAGACAGUGCCCUAUUGGUUUGUAGGACUAGGGCCCAUCACUGUUUUUUUCUGCCAGGAAACGUAGUUUAAAAAUGGCUAAAGAUGGCAGAGGGCAGGAGCUUGAUAGAUGAUCUUUUCCUUGUUAUUUUCUGUUUUGGAAAUGAAAGGGGGUUUUAAAUGGUCAUUUGAACUCUUUUCCAAAUAAAGGUUUACCUUUCCCCCCUACUGUUGGUUAUUUUAUGAGGAUCCUGAAAGGCAUGGGGGAGGGAAGGCCUGGGGAAUGAGGUGGGCAGAGAAGAAGAGACUGAUCCUGGGGUGGGGCCUCAAACCUGAGAUCUAGACCAGAGAAAAGGGUUAUCAUCUCCCUCUGGUAACUGAGCAGAUGCUCACUACUCUGAGGCCUGGGAGGAACGGCUUGAGCGCAGCCUCCUGCCCAGACUUUCGUGGGGUGCAGCUCUCUUCUCCAUCCUCGCCAAGCUAGAGGAGAAUACUGCUUUCAGCUGCUCUCAUUCUUAUUCCAUCUGCUGCCCCUGUACCUCCCGUACCUCUGCCUAGUCCAAGCAGAGGAGGAUCUGUGGCGAAAGCAGGAUGAGAAGUGUUUUCCUGGUCAAAGCUGUGGCGGCUGCGUGAGGCAUGAUGCACGUGGCAGAUGCCUCUUGCCGCGCUUCUACUUUUCAUCAUCUCUUCUGUGUUCAGGAGCCAGGGCUGAGCUGUGAGCCACCUGUUGCUGGCAAGGUUUCUCAUCUUUCCUGGGCCUCACUCUGCUGGGACUUCGUCUUCCUCCGGCCUUCCUGUGCAGCAGGUCCACCAGCCCCUGUGCCCGUGGGAAGAAGCCCUGAGACAGGUGUGGUUUUCUGCCUUACCUGAACAGAAUCCCAGACCCCACACCUCUGAAUCAGUACCUGAGAAUCUGGGUUAUUUAAAGCUACCUGGGUACCAGUUGAACCACCUGGGCUGGGAUUUAGCCAGGGAUUAGGAACACCACUUGUCAUCUUGGCCUGGUCACUUGGUGAUUGUGGGUAACUUAACCCCUCCCUAUGUUGCACAUAUCUUGGUGAAAGAGAAAUUAAAAGUAAUAUUCUUUUCCAUGUGUGA
Molecule: messenger RNA, 4823 nt
Organism: Delphinapterus leucas (beluga whale)
Lineage: Eukaryota; Metazoa; Chordata; Mammalia; Artiodactyla; Monodontidae
Gene: ANGEL1
Product: angel homolog 1
Molecular function (GO): 3'-5'-RNA exonuclease activity
Source: RefSeq, a predicted model, not a curated record